Molecule: messenger RNA, 622 nt
Organism: Limulus polyphemus (Atlantic horseshoe crab)
Lineage: Eukaryota; Metazoa; Arthropoda; Merostomata; Xiphosura; Limulidae
Product: four-domain proteases inhibitor-like
Exons: 6
Coding region: 1-405 (134 amino acids)
Molecular function (GO): protein binding
Source: RefSeq, a predicted model, not a curated record
AUGUCAUUUAUCGGAUAUGAUCCCUAUCGAUCAUAUAUAACGUUCGACUUAUUUACUGUAUAUACGAACAAUAAUGGAAUUUCGUCAAGCCAAGUUCUUUUGUUCGUCGUGGUUGUGUGGGCAGUAACUGCGCCCUCUACUGCUUCUCCCUGUCCUCUUGUUUACAGACCCGUCUGUGGUGCUGAUGGAAAAGUCUACGGCAAUGAGUGUUUUCUAGAAGCUUCAGGGGUGGGACUUGCGGAAUCCUGGGAAACUUGCCGAGGACACGAACUCUGUCCUUCUGUCUGUACCGCUGACUACAAUCCUGUGUGUGUUGAAGGCAAGAUAUACGGAAACCGAUGUGAGAUGCAGUCCCAUUAUUGCGGAAAAAUCAUGCGUGAGGAUCCACUAGAAUCUUGCCAAUAGAGUGCAGUAGAUGAUGACACAAGCGCCGCCUACCGAUAAUAUCGAAGGCACCUUAGUACUGAAACACCAUUAUUUCUAAACCAAUAAUCAAAGUAAUGAGAUAUUUGUUUUUAAACAUUUCAAAAACUUAACUUGUUUCAGUUAACAAAAAUACUUUGUAAUUUCUACAUUAUACCUGUUAUCGUCUUUAAAUUGAUUUUAAUUCGUGUUAAAAAAA